Molecule: messenger RNA, 1019 nt
Organism: Megalops cyprinoides (Indo-Pacific tarpon)
Lineage: Eukaryota; Metazoa; Chordata; Actinopteri; Elopiformes; Megalopidae
Product: calcium uniporter protein, mitochondrial-like
Exons: 8
Coding region: 1-945 (314 amino acids)
Biological process (GO): calcium import into the mitochondrion; mitochondrial calcium ion homeostasis
Cellular component (GO): mitochondrial inner membrane; uniplex complex
Molecular function (GO): calcium channel inhibitor activity
Source: RefSeq, a predicted model, not a curated record
AUGGAUCUCAGAUAUAGACUGCACCAGCCCGUGGGCAAUGUCCAGUCUGUGCAGCUCAAGUUUGGACUUCGCAGAGCUCUCUUCUGCACUACUGUAGCUCCCUCCAAUGAUAUCUCUGUCCAGUAUAAAUAUGGCCGUCCCGUGCUGGCCAUUCCCCUACCCUCCAGGCAGGAGGACUGCCUCUUCUUCCUCCGCCCCCUUCUCAUGAACGUGGGACAGUUCAUCGAAGACGUCCAGAGAGAGGAUCCAGGUGUAAUGUCCGCUGCUGUGUUCACCACAGAUGGAGAACGGGUAUCGUGCACGACAUCCUUGGACACGCUGCUCAACAAAGACUUCCAGCUCCAGAUUAAUGAUGUCACCUAUAAUGUCCACUCUCCUGUCCAAGUAAAGGUGCCCAAUGAACAUUUGGUGGAGAUGGAGGACAUGAAGACCACGGUCCACAUGCUGCAUGCAGCCCUGCACCUCCCUGGGCACCAUCUGCUGAAGGAGAGGGAGCUGCUGGAGAGGUUGGACAGCCUCAAACAGGAGCUCUCCCCCCUGGAGAAGAUGAGAGCCCAGAUCACGCGGAAGGCGGAGUUAAGCUCGUCCAAGGCAAUGUGGGUGGGGCUGGCCCUGCUGUCUGUGCAGGGCGGGGCGCUGGCCUGGCUCACCUGGUGGGUCUACUCCUGGGACGUCAUGGAGCCCGUCACCUACUUCAUCACCUACGGCACCAGCAUGGGGGUCUUCGCUUACUACGUCCUCACCAAGCAGGACUAUGUUUAUCCCGAUGCCAAAGACAGACAGUUUCUGCAUUACUUCUACAAAGGAGCCAAGAAAGAACGCUUCGACGUGCAUAAGUACAAUCGGCUGAAGGACGACCUGGCCCAGGUGGAGGAGGAUCUGAGAAGACUGAGGAAACCCAUACAGCUGAAGCUGCCUGUGGAGCAGAUCCUGCCGAAGGACUGAGGAGCCUACACUCACUCACACACACACACAUACUCUCAUACACACACACACACACACACAUACUCUCAUACACA